This is a messenger RNA of Purpureocillium takamizusanense, 1695 nucleotides long. RefSeq lists its product as uncharacterized. The transcript is spliced from 4 exons. The coding region runs from base 1 to 1656 and encodes 551 amino acids. NCBI's taxonomy places the organism in Eukaryota, Fungi, Ascomycota, Sordariomycetes, Hypocreales, Ophiocordycipitaceae. The record is from RefSeq and is a predicted model, not a curated record.
AUGUCACGCUUCGCGGAAACGGCUCGGCGGUAUGGGCAGUGGUUCUAUGAGAUUCGCGCCACGCCUAAUAUCCUCGACGACGGCUAUCCAGAGGGCGAGGUUUUCGCAUUGGGGGGCGCCCAUUGGAGACAAGUGAGAAGCUUCGGACCAAUGCAAGACAACGAGGUCAUUGCCGAUCGCGUGAUGCUCAACCCGGAAUACGAUGCUGAGUUGUACGAGCAUUCUCAGCAUGCUACCAAUUGCUAUGUUAAUACGGAAGUUCCGAGGGCGCUACGGCGCCACGAAGAUGAUGGAAGUGAUAGCGAUAGCAGCUAUGACAGCGAUGACAGCAGCACGGCGGAGGACCGUGCAUAUCAAGCAGCACAAGAAUAUAUGGACAGCUGGGAGAUGCUAGAGCUGGUUGGGGAUUUGCCUCUCAACUUCACGGCAUAUGAGCCCAGGAACGAUAUCCCUGGCCCAAUGGCGGCGGCUGAUGAGGACGCUGUAGAGAUGGACGCCGCUCGCGAGAUCCAAUACUCCAUAGACACGGGCAUUCCAGAGCCAGACCCACCCCGCUUCGAUAUCCCCUUGCUGGGCGCUGGAUUCGAUAUUGGAGAAUGCUCAGUCCUAAGCUCUAGCCUCAAGAAACGCGGCACAACAAACGGACGACGACCCGAAGCGGAUGGCUGCUGCAAAGCAGCUGCGGCGCUGCGAAAGGGUACACUGCGAAAGAUGGCUCCCGACCACCCACAAGCGCAAUACGCGGACACUUGCAAAUUGGGCAAGUUGACCGUUAUCGUGCGACUGGGCACUUCCUUCUUUGGCGGAAGUGACGAUCGACUCUUCCUCGAAAUCGGCCGCAAUAAGAAGUUUGACGGCAGCCCGCACUUUCUCCUCGCAGAUAGUCCGGACCGGGGGGACCACAUCACAAAGGACAUUGAUCUUCAGGAUGCUUUCCCCAAAGACAGGGUUACUAUCAAGGAUAUCAAACACAUGAGGCUCGUUAGUCGUACGAGUGGUGGACACGUCAGCGCGGAUCACCUCGACCUUGAAGAUGUGACGUUGAAGGCAACGUGCGCCGGGUCGUCGCGUACCAUUCAGAUGUACAAAUAUUUAGAUCGAUGGUUCACUUACUGGGAGACUGACAUCAAGCCUGAAGACUGGGAGCCGUUUGGUUUCCCCAGGAAUCCCAGUGCCCGCCAAAAACAGUGCACCCACUUCAGCGAGCUCACGUUUGGCAUCCAGCUGGGCGACGGACCUCACGAUGGCACCCAGGACACGCUCGUUUUGGCUUUCAACGACGACCAGAGGCAUACCAUCGCAUCAGGCCCUGCGCGCAGAUUCCACGCAUGGCAGGAAAUCAAUAUGAAGAGAACCUUUAAUGCGAACAAAGUUCCGUUGAGCAACCUCACCAUGGUUCAAAUCUUCCAGGAGCAUGAGGGCGCCAGGCCUGACAACGAUCAUUGGAAGCUCCAGGGCAUCAAACUCAAGGGCCGAUGCGCCGGGUCGCUUAGUGAGCGCCUGCUCGAUAAGUUCCAGUCGGAAAAUAAGCAGUCGCCGAGGCCACAGGUGUCGUGGCUCAUCGGGAAGCCAUCCUGGACUGGCAGGAUCGACCCUGGAAAAGACUGGCAUCGGGUUCGGAAGACUCUGACAAAGCACGUCCAUGACGAAUUCUGAUGGUGUGGUGAUGGCAGUCAAACACAGAGGCGUGCGGGG